AUGGGGCUGGAGCUGUACCUGGAUUUGCUCUCCCAGCGCCAAUGCGUCUACAUGUUCGCCUUCAACUUUAAGCCCAUGGAGCUGCUCAAAGGGCUCAACAUUCAAGAAUUUAGCAACAUAAACUCCCUGAAGAAAGUACCUAUACUGAAGGAUGGAAGCUUCACGUUAGGAGAGAGCACUGCGAUUCUUCUGUACCUGAGCCGGAAGUACAACUUUGGUCUCAUGGAGAACAGCAAGAUCAUGCAGGAAAGCCAAGAGUCUUUGGGAGAUUUGGUGGUGAUUCCCCUAUUCACAGGAAAGCCAAUACCUUUACAGAAGCUGCAGGAGGCUUUGGAUGAGCUGAAUAAUUCCCUGAAAAAGUUCACAGAGAAGUUCCUGCAGGACAAGCCCUUCAUUGUGGGCAGCGAGAUUUCUCUGGCAGACCUGGUGGCUAUCACAGAGCUCAUGCAGUGAUCCGUAGGUGCUGGUUGCAACAUCUUUGAGGGCUGGCCCAAACUGGUGGCAUGGCGCAGCCAGGUGGAGGAAGCUGUGGGGAAGGAGCUCUUCCAAGAAGUGCAUGAACGGAUCCUGAAUGCCCAGGAUUUGAGGAAAGUCCAGAUUGACCCACAGAUGAAGAAGGAAAUGAAACCUCUGCCGCUGAAGAUGCUGAAGUAGGAGGAAAUGUGAAGUAUUCCCUCACUGCUAGACUUUUCUGAAUGUAUUUCUAAAUCCAACCCCCAAAUUCCCCUGUUAUAUGCAGUUACACUGUGCCAAGAAGAAAGAACUUUCCACAGGUUUCACUUGAGUAGUGGAACUUUUGCACAUGUUCUGUCUUUAUCCUCUAACAGUGAACCACUGAAGGGCACUUUAAAAUUAGACCUUUUUUCCCUUAACCAUUGCCUUUUUGUCGCUUGAAGGAGACAGUGUGUGGUCCCCAGAAAAUUCACCCAUUACUAUCUCUCACAGGGCUUCCUCGUCGCAGUCCUCUUAAAUAUCCUCAUGCUGACUGUCAGCUUCUCUGCUCCUUGACAAUUUUGAAAAACUCAAAAAGAAUGCAGACUUCUAGCAGAGAGUCUUCAACCCCCUUCCACACAUAUGCUCUGGAUUUCUCUCUGUGAAAGCUUACUAAUCUCUGGGACAUUUUAGCUUCUUCGGGCAGCACACGUUCUUAUUUUCCUCUCCUCAUCCUGUAAUUGCCAGUGCCACUCUUCACAGAGGAGUGACUCAUUCCUUAAGGAAUUUUCUGUUCUAACCUCCUGUGCCCCAUCUAUCCAGGAUUAUGUGCUCUUAAAAUAUUGCUAGAAAUAAUGAUGCCGUUGGACACCCAAAGCAGUGCACUUUCUGUGCAGUUGCAUGCCCAGAAUACCAGCCAUCAGGUGUCUUCUAUCACGGGAAGUGCCAAAUCUUUUGUGCAAGUCUUGGAAAUGCACUGCCUGAUAUGCUGUUACUGCUAUAAAAUAGAAAUUAAAAAUAGAAACAAGCAUUUACUGUAGCUUAUUCACACGGAUAUAACAGUCUUUCAGCCAGACAGGUAACUCUGGCAUUCACAGUAAUGUCACUGCUUGUGCUUCCUAGACAGCUCAGCGCAGGAGUUGUGUAUUUUAUGUACCGAUAUUUUCUGAAUCUGUUUAGACUAUAUCAGACAUUUACCUCUCAGAUUCAUCAGCUGCCAGCGUGCCUCUUCAGAA
Messenger RNA from Chelonia mydas (Green sea turtle), 1667 nucleotides. RefSeq names its product glutathione S-transferase theta-1. The record is from RefSeq and is a predicted model, not a curated record. Gene Ontology annotation, cellular component: cytoplasm. Gene Ontology annotation, biological process: glutathione metabolic process. Lineage: Eukaryota; Metazoa; Chordata; Testudines; Cheloniidae. Gene Ontology annotation, molecular function: glutathione transferase activity. The transcript has 6 exons.